CUUCUUCUCCUACUUUACUUAUUUCCUUGAAAGCAAGAAAUCGAAAGGAAACAAACUUUUCUUCUUCCUUUUUCUUCUCUCGUCCCAUCAUCAUCAUCAUGUCCUCCCAUACCACCAAUCUCCCCUCUCCUAAACCGGAUCACCGUAUCUCCGGUACAUCCCAAACCAAAAAACCACCGUCUUCCUCCGUCGCCUCUCAAGACCAACAAACCCUAAAAUGCCCUCGAUGCAACUCCUCAAACACAAAGUUCUGUUACUACAACAACUACAGCCUCUCUCAACCUCGUCACUUCUGCAAAUCCUGUCGCCGUUACUGGACACGUGGCGGUGCCUUAAGAAACGUCCCCAUCGGUGGCGGUUGCCGGAAAACAAAAAAAUCCAUCAAACCUAACGCCAUAACCCCUUCUUCUUCUUCGUCUCAGAGGUUUUUCUCUUCAAUCAUGGAAGAUUCCUCCAAAUUCUUCCCUCCUCCGACGACGAUGGAUUUUCAGCUCGCCGGAUUGUCUCUCAACAAAAUCAACGAUCUUCAACUUUUGAACAACCAAGAAGUUCUUGGCCUCAGGCCAGUGGAGCAGGUCGAAACCACUCCCGUUGAUGUCGGUUCGGGUUUAUCCUUGAUGGGUUUCGGGGAAUACAACAGCAGUAACCAUUCACCGGCGACUUUCGCAACUGCCGGAGCAAACGACGGGAACUUAGCUACUUCGAUAGAAACUCUGAGUUGUUUGAACCAAGAUUUACACUGGAGGCUUCAGCAACAGAGGAUGGCGAUGCUUUUUGGUAACUCUAAGGAAGAUACUGUUGUUGUCGAGAGGCCACAACCCAUUCUUUACCGGAAUCUCGAGAUCGUGAACUCAUCGCCGUCGCCGACGAAGAAAGGAGAGAAUCAGACAGAGUGGUAUUUUGGUAAUAAUAAUGCUAACGAAGGGGUGAUUAAUAGCAAUGAUAGUAAUAAUAAUAAUAAUAAUAAUUCAGGAGGAAGUGAUCAUUGGAACAAUGGAAUUCAAGCUUGGACUGAUCUUAAUCAUUAUAAUGCUUUGCCAUGAUUCUUGGUAAGUUGAAGAAACUAUAUAAUUACUAAUUUGUUAUGUGUGUGUUUAUGAUGCAAUGCCAAAAAUAUUUAUGUUUGUAGUUUUUUUUUUCGUUUUGUUUAGGCGUUCUCUGUAGUCAGCUUUUGUUGUUGUUGUUGGUUACUAUUUUAGUAUUGUAAGUUUCAAUUUGUAAACAAAAGACAAAAAUUGGGGGUGGAAUUCAAGAAUGG
Molecule: messenger RNA, 1258 nt
Organism: Eutrema salsugineum
Lineage: Eukaryota; Viridiplantae; Streptophyta; Magnoliopsida; Brassicales; Brassicaceae
Product: dof zinc finger protein DOF5.7
Exons: 1
Coding region: 99-1043 (314 amino acids)
Biological process (GO): regulation of DNA-templated transcription
Molecular function (GO): DNA binding; DNA-binding transcription factor activity
Source: RefSeq, a predicted model, not a curated record